Penicillium brevicompactum is the source of this 741-nucleotide messenger RNA. RefSeq names its product hydroxyacyl dehydrogenase. Gene Ontology annotation, molecular function: oxidoreductase activity, acting on the CH-OH group of donors, NAD or NADP as acceptor. Bases 1 to 741 code for a protein of 246 amino acids. The transcript has 4 exons. The record is from RefSeq and is a predicted model, not a curated record. Lineage: Eukaryota; Fungi; Ascomycota; Eurotiomycetes; Eurotiales; Aspergillaceae.
AUGCUGAACGUCCUCGUUACUGGAAGCUCCCGCGGCCUUGGCCUGGAGCUGGUUAAGCAAUUGGCCGCCCAUCCUGAUCUAAAUGGAGGCUUGGUAGUGGCUACAGCUCGAAAAUGCAGCCCAGAGCUCCAGAAUGUGAUCUCGUUGAACAAAGGCACUGUGGUCUUCGUCGCUCUGGACGUGACUGAUCAAGAGAUAAUCGUGCAGUCAGCUGAGAAAGUCAGAUCUGCCUUGGUAGGGCGGAGUCUAGACAUCUUGAUUAACUGUGCUGGCGUCCACGGUGAAACUCAUGGAAAACUUGCUCUGAUGUCCGACCUUGAAUAUCAAUUAUCAGCUAACGUGACGGGCGCACAUAAGGUUCUUCAGCAACACCUCCCUCUUAUGCAGACGAGUCACCUCAAGAAGGUUAUUAGUAUUUCUAGUGAAUUCGGAUCCAUGACGAAGGCUCGAGAGGUGGGCUACGCACCCUGCCCAGCCUACAAAAUUAGCAAAGCAGCUUUAAACGCUUUGAUGGUACAAUAUGCUCUGUCUUACGAGGACGAGGGCUUUGUAUUCCUCGCAGUGAACCCCGGAUGGUUGCAAAGCGACAUGGGUGGGCAAGAUGCCGACCUUACUGUUCCACAGGGUGCGGAGGCAGUACUGAAUAUUGUGAUGGCCGCCAGCGACCGGGAUAAUGGUAGUUUCAAGACCAUCGAUGUUCCAGGGUGGGAAAAAUAUGAUGGUGGCACUGUGCCUUGGUAG